This is a messenger RNA of Ceratitis capitata (Mediterranean fruit fly), 3376 nucleotides long. RefSeq names its product regulator of Ty1 transposition protein 10. Gene Ontology annotation, biological process: tRNA methylation. NCBI's taxonomy places the organism in Eukaryota, Metazoa, Arthropoda, Insecta, Diptera, Tephritidae. Gene Ontology annotation, molecular function: protein binding. The coding region runs from base 163 to 3225 and encodes 1020 amino acids. The record is from RefSeq and is a predicted model, not a curated record. Gene Ontology annotation, cellular component: cytoplasm. The transcript is spliced from 5 exons.
UCGACACCGAAAUUUGUAUAGCCACAGCUUGACAACACUACUCAGAAUAACAGCUGGGAUCAGCGAAUUCUGUCACGUUAAAGUCGAUUUAUCAGCUGGUCGCAGUGACAUUUGCAUAAAUUUUAUAAAACUCUUCUUUUUUACGUAUACACAUAAUUGAUAAUGGAGACAGUAUUGACUAUUGCAGAUUCUAUAGCAAUUAAACUAUUGCGUGGAGCUAUACUUACUGGCGUUGGCAAUGAAUUACAUCUAUAUUCUUCGAAAACAUGUAACAGAACUGUUCUUGCCCAAAGACUGCGCGCUAAAGUACAUGGCAUUACUGAGGUCUCGUUGGGUAACAUAGAAACAGAGGGUGGAAAAAUAAUUGUUCAUGGAGAGAAAGAAUGUAUGUUAAUGGAGUAUGACUACACAGAUAAUGAGUACACAUUUAGAGAACUUAAUCGUUUUCAACUUUCGGAUUGGAUUAGUUCAGCUGCUUUCUUGCAAGAUUCAAAUGAAUUUAUGCUUCUAACUGCCCAUAGUGUUGUUUUGCGAAUUUUAUAUGAAGAGAGUAAGGAUAGAGGAAAUUCAUGUAGAAUUAUUUCCAUGUGUUCUUCCAGCGAUAAGUCGACCCUUUAUUGCUCUCAUAUACACGGAAGAUCAUUUGAUGAUCUAGUGAUUUUUGCAGGAAAUGCCUUUGGAGAACUUCUGAUAUGGCAGCCAUUUAAGGGAAAUAGCUCUUCACAUAAAAUUGACUGCAAAACAACUCAAGUGGAGCUAAUGUGCAGGCAACCAGCUCAUAAUGGAGUUAUAUUUUCUAUCGACUAUAACGAUGAGUUUGAUUUAUUAACAACUACAUCCGAUGAUAGGUCCAUACGUUUCUGGAAGGUAGAAAGAAAAACGAAUCAUAGUUGGAGCGAGCUAAAAUUAAACGUAUUGGCUAGUGGGUAUGGUCAUAUCGCUCGUGUAUUCAAAGGAAAAAUUAUAAACUGUGAUGGUACGGCGUUUGCAGUAACAGUAUCAGAAGACUCUCAUACUUGUAUUUGGUCGAGUAGUGCUGAAUUAUUGUUAAAAAAACGUAUCCAAUUUGGAGCUGUAAUAUGGAAUUUCGAAUAUGAUAGCGAAACCAACACACUAUACUCUGUCGGGUCCACGGGCAACCUGUUGGCUCUCAAUAUAGAAAAUAUUAUAAAAAGCAACACAAACACGACUUCUUCAAUGGUUGCAAUGAGUAACUUGGAACCAAAAGAAUAUGUGGCUAAAGCAAAAUUUAUUGACCAUAGUAUUAUAGUGGGUAUAACCAAUAAAAAUCGGCUUAUAUAUUCUUUCCUUCAUAACAACGAACCUAAAUUUACACAAAAAGUUGGGUCAUGGCAAAUCAUAGACCAGCAUAAAGCAUUUAAAUGCACCGUAUUUGAAGUACAAGAUAAAAUUGUAGCUAUCUGCGGCUACAAACGACUUACAUUGCUUAAGUACAACUCCACAGGCGUGUUCAAAAAGUUAUUCGAUGAUAAUAUUACGGAUGGAGUGAUACGUUCAUUCCAUUUUUUAGAUAAUAACGAUUUUUUGAUUUCCGAUGAAGACGGGAAGUGUUUACUUAUUGAAGGUGAAGACCUUAAAGCUCGCUUUUACAUAUCGCUACCUCAUUGCAAGGAACCAUGGACUACAUCAGCGCUCCGAAUAAAAAGCAAAAAUUCGAAAGAAUAUCUUUUAAUAAGUAAUCGUAUGGGAAAUAUUAUAUUGUUUCGUUUAAAUUGUGUAAGCGGUGAGUGCAACUACCUCCACACUAUACGACAACUACAUGGCGCAUUGGGUGCCACAUUUUUUCGCCUUCAAGAAUUACAGAACGAUAACAUUUUUGUACAGAGUGCAGGUCAUGACGGGUCACUGCGGCUGUUAUGCAUAAAUGUCGAUUCGGAUACGAUUUCCGCAUACCAACGGACACCUGUACCUGUAACUUGGGUGGAGCACUUAAUUGUUUUUGAAAAUUAUGAGUUUCUUUUAGGAUUUAAUGACAAUCAUUUCGUGGUAUGGUCUCAAGAACAUGACUUUUCCGUACAAAUACCAUGUGGUGGUGGUCAUCGAUGUUGGCAUUACAGUAUAAUAUCUGAUGAUAAUAAUACAAAAUGGUUGCAAUUAUUAUUUAUAAAAAAUAAACAGCUAAGAGUUUAUAAGCAAAAGCUCUUCAAUUUAACCGCUUUAACUACAAAACAAUUGCGAAAUCAGUGGCACACACGCUCGUGUAACAUUAUGUCUGUGGUUGAAAUAAACAACACUGAAACAUCCGCAUCUAUACUUAUAAGUGCUGGAGACGACAAUGUAAUAAAAGUAACCAAGUUAAUGCCACGAAAUCGUUUAUCACAAUGCGCAGAAUUACAUUCACAUAUUUCCAACAUCAGAGCAUUAAAAGUUCUUCAAGUGAAACCCAAUAAAGUUUUAAUAUUUUCAGGUGGCGGUCGAGCUCAGUUGUGUAUAGCUCAACUGAAUCUAAAAAGCUUUCGUAUUCAAGAACUUUUAAGUUACACCCUGAACAAAACCGAACGUAACAAAGACGAACGUUUAAACUCUUACAAGAUAAAUCCAGAAACACGCAUAAUGGCUUGCGAUGUCAUUAAAAGAAACCUUAAUCAUUCACUUGAAGAUGUAGAGUAUCUUGUGUUCCUAUGCUGUUCCGAUGGAUUUUUACGCAAAGUACACUUCACUGGCACUUUCGAAGUUGUUGCCGAAGUGGCAUUCCAUUAUGGCUGUUGCUUGCUCCAAAUACGUACAUUCGGCAACGCCUAUGUAGUAACAGCAGGUACUGAUGGAAAAAUACGUUUCUUCAAUUCAAAUAUGUCGGAGUUGCCCAUUAUUUUGGCACAUCACGGGAGUGGAGUUAAUGCAAUGGAUAUAUUCUAUGAUUCAAAUGAUAACUGUCUACAUAUUAUUACUGGCGGUGAUGACCAAUCAGUUUCUUAUUCAUCUAUACUAGUGCAGGAAAACGGCGUAUUUCAAAUUAAGAGCAAAUUUGAAUUAGAAAAUGUUCACUCGGCCCAAGUGACCGCGGUCCAGUUUAUAUUUUAUCACAAAACUCUUUAUGCAUAUUCAUCUGGCUUAGACCAGAACAUAAAUAAGAUCAACGUACAAAAGCAAACAGCAAGUAUAAUUUGUCAUACAACCAUAUCCGACAUCAAAGGUUUAUGCAUUGGUAGUUCUAAACGCUGUUUUAUUUAUGGUUGCGGCAUCCAAAUCUUCCAGUUGGAAUGAUAACUUUUCCAUUUGUAUUUUAACAUCAUUUUCAUUUUACAUUUCAUGACAUUAUUUUCCAAAUAACAAUUUUUUAAUGUAUGUAUAUUGUAUGAAUGUAAACGGAGUAAAACUCUAGAAAUACAUAUGUAUGUUAGCGAAUUUACAAAAU